AUGAUUUGUUUGGGCGUUUUUUACGCAGCCGUUCAGUUGGUCAGUGGUCACACAAAAUCCAGCACACCGUUGAUUUACACGGGCACCCCGGACGCGAUCCGCGCUCAGACUGCCCUAAGUGCAGUUCUGUCCAAUUUUGUGGCCGCGCAUUUUUUCGCUUGGCUUCGUGACGAAGGUAGUUGGUUGGAGAUUGGAAAUAGUAUUAGUCACUAUGUGAUCGCGAUGGCCUUCGGGUUGGCUGCGUUUCUGUUCGCUCGGUUCGGCCGAAAGAUGCUCACCUGUCACCCCCACUACAUUUCCGCUUAUACUGACCCAGUUUGGCGCAAGGAUCUUUGA
Messenger RNA from Echinostoma caproni, 336 nucleotides. The record is from the annotation of a GenBank genome assembly. Lineage: Eukaryota; Metazoa; Platyhelminthes; Trematoda; Plagiorchiida; Echinostomatidae.